GGGACCGGAGCCGCGGCCAGAGCGCAUCGGCUGCGUCGGCGCGCGGACGCGUCAGGUGCGCAACGGGAGAGAGACGCUCCGGGACGCACGGCGGCUGAUUUGGCACAGUGAAGCGGACAGGUGUUGGAUGUUCCUCUGCUCAGAUGAUGAACAAAACUAAAUGAAAGGAUCCAUUAAGAUGUUUCAGCCGCAGGGAAAACGGCCAUGAAGAGCUCGGUGCCACGAGGCUGCGGUGGCGCACGGAGCUCUUGUAGCUGAGUUUGAAUGCCUUUUUGAAGUUUCCCAGAAACGGGGAAAAAAACGCAGAAACCAUGAACUCGUCAGAGUCUGGCUGCCUCUGGGUCGAUCCGUGGAAUCUGAGCAGGUCGGCGGCGGAGGAGGAGGAACUUUUAUUCGGGAUCGGCACGGAUAACUUCAUCACGCUGCUGGUUUUCGGGCUGAUCUUCAUGCUCGGCGUGCUGGGGAACUCCAUGGUGAUCACCGUGCUGGCCAGGAGCAAGCUGGGGAAGCCGCGGAGCACCACCAACAUAUUCAUCCUCAACCUGAGCAUCGCGGACCUCUCCUACCUGCUCUUCUGCAUCCCCUUCCAGUCCACCAUCUACAUGCUGCCGACCUGGGUCCUGGGCGCGUUCAUCUGCAAGUUCAUCCACUACUUCUUCACCGUGUCCAUGCUGGUGAGCAUCUUCACCCUGUCCGCCAUGUCCGUGGACCGGUACAUCGCCAUCGUGCACUCCAGAAAGUCGUCCUCCAUCCGGGUGGCGCGCCACGCGCUGAUCGGGGUUCUGGUGAUUUGGAUACUGUCCCUGGCCAUGGCUGCGCCCAUCAUGUACUACCAGAACAUCUUCCACGGGGGGGAGAACCACACCUUCUGCUGGGAAGUGUGGCCGGAUCAGAACCAGAGGAAGAUCUACGUGGUUUGCACCUUUGUUUUUGGUUACGUGUUGCCUUUGCUGCUGAUUUCCUUCUGUUACGCAAAGGUGUUAAAUCACUUGCACAAAAAGCUAAGAAAUAUGUCCAAAAAGUCUGAGGCAUCAAAGAAAAAGACUGCGCAGACGGUGCUGGUGGUGGUGGUGGUCUUCUGCGUCUCCUGGCUCCCCCACCACGUGGUGCACCUCUGGGUGGAGUUCGGCACCUUCCCGCUGAACCAGGCCUCCUUCGUGCUGCGCAUGGCCGCCCACUGCCUGGCGCACAGCAACUCCUCCAUCAACCCGGUCAUCUACGCCUUCCUGUCGGAGAACUUCAGGAAGGCCUACAAGCAGGUCUUCAAGUGCCAGAUCGGGGACGGCCACCACCCGCUCAACGACAUCAAGGAGAUCCGCAGCAAGGCGGACACGCCGCCGUCCACCAACUGCACCAACGUGUGAGCGAGCGCCGCCGCGGCCGGUCCUGCGAGCGACGACCAGACGGGAGCCUUUGGGAUGCCAGGUUUGCUACAGCUAUCAGUAAUCCACAUCGGCGCUGUUCACCAACCCGAGCUGCGGAGUCCGUCUGGUCUGUCCGCUUCACGCCUCCCUUCUUUUUGAAUGGAAGCUCGUGCGGUCUGGCACUCAGGAAAACGCCCCCGCCUCCAAAGCCAAGCUCCGUCACACAAUCAGCUGCAGCUCAGUUCCCGCUUCGGAUCAGAAUCACCGGCCGCUGGAACGACUCGUGGACCUGUGGCUUUGAUUCUUUGUGCGACCGAAAUGUGUGGGACUACGAUUCCUUCCCUCUGGAGCUGAGAAAUUACACAGUUAAAUUCAAAGUGCUGCAGCAGCUGGUUUGAUGUGUCGAUCGCACACAGAGGACGCGUCGGCGAGGGAGUCGGAGGCCGGCGCCGUUACACAAAGACAAGAAAUUAAGCUUCUAAUUCUGCAAGAUUGUGACAAAUGAAGAUGAUUCACCUGCCACAAGCGAGCCUAAUUCACAUGCGGGGAAGUGUGCUCCGCUCGGCGAGGAGGCGUGUGGAUCGGGCCGCAGGAGGACGGACUCUUACCGAGCGUUACUGGAUAGAGUCAUUUUGUGAAGUGUACUCCAAAAGCAUCGCUAAUGAGCUUUGUGUCCGGGCUAAAUGAACACCAUUUGCAAGUGCUGAACGUGCUUGGCUGAGCAAACCACAUAAAACUGUCAUUUCCUCAUUUAGUGCCAGACAAAGUGUGUUCGACUUAAUAGAUUUCAUGUUUUCUGCAAUUUCCCUUCAGUUUUUAUUAACGUGCUGUAUGAGGAACAUUUCAGCAGCUCAGACUUGCAGAGUCGCUUCCAUCGUGACUCAGACGACUGGUUUUUUUCAUCAACUUCUCUCUUGUCUUUUGUUUUUUCAUUUUAUGCACACCAGAUGACAUAAAGGUCAGUGACAAGUAAGGUUUCCCAAUGUGGCCAGAUACACAUUAAACUAUCAAUAUCUUAAUGGUUUGUUUGUUGUUUUGGUAAUCCCAUUAGGAUUGUGUUCAAAGUUCUUGAUAAACACAAAAAGUUGUGUUUUCAAUGAGUCCAAAUGCUGUUGUCAUUUAAACAGACACUCAAAACUCAAUGAAAGUUUUGUGUUUUCUCUUGAAUGUAAGAUAAGUUGACGACGAAAACAUCAGUUUCUCCAACGGAAGGUUUGGCUGCAGGUUAAACACAACACUGGCUGUGUGUAGGUGAUCAAAGUUCUGUUGGAUUUCUUUUCCAAUUGAGAAACCGGAUUGUCCCGUUUACAUGAACAUUGAUUAAAGUGAUCAGACUAAUGAGCAGGUUUCAAAUUUGGUAAGUGGAUCAACGAACGCCCUCCUCGUUCAGAGUCUGAUCAGACAGAUGUGGCAGGAGUGUCGACCCAGUCCGACGUCCUGUUUACAUGGAGUCUGAUUGGACCGUAUUCGAUCGGAUAACUCCAGUCAAAUCAGACUGAAGCGUUUACAUAAAGUCAUUGGAAUAAAUGACUUAUAACAGAGCUCAGCUCAUGAGAUCUGGAACUCAGCAGCCAAUUACUGCAUAAUUACAUUAGCAUCAGAUUCACAUUGUAAGGACGACUUUGUGAGGGGGGGAAAAAAAAAAAAAGCUGCCCCCCUAAGGCUGCAGCAUCAAACAGCCUGAGAAACAAUAUGCAUCUGUGGGUAAAAGGAAAUAUCGGGUGGUUUAUUAUGUUGGGGGAAAAAAAUGCAAUAAAUGUUUUCAGGAUGCAAUUCUUCUUAUCUGCACUAAAUCAAAAAGAAAAAAAAAACAAAGCUGCUGUUAUUCAUCAAUUUUUAUGCAUCAUUUUACUGCUCAGUGGAGAUCAAACGGGACUGAUAGAAGAUUAAAUCCCGUGGUGUAGAUUGAAUUCCAGAUUAGGUGAAAUAAUCACCCAGUGAUGGAGGCUUUGUGAAAGAUUUACAGUUUGUCCAUCUUGCUUAACCUUAUUUGUCACCGACCCUCAAAAGGAGCCGUGAGCUCUGCACCUGAAUGCCUCUUCUUCUUCUGUUGGUUUGCCUUAGACUCUGCAAAAAGAAAAAAAGGAUAAAAAAAAAGGGGUAAAACACACUUGAAAAUGAGUGUGAACAUUUUCACAAGUGUGGCAUUGUUUUUGCUUUUUACACUUGAUUCUGUUAUUUUGUAAAACAAACAAACAAACAAACAAACAAACUGCAAAGUUUAAAAUCAGGGCUGGUGGAGUUGAUGUGUGUUACCAGAUUUAAUUGUAUUUAGUUUGAUGGGAACAUUUGAAACAGGUGUGUCAAACAUAAGGCAUGUGGGCCAAAAGCAGCUGGCAAGAGGCUCCAAUCUGGCCACGAAGCCACCGAGCAAAUGGUAAAAAUUUCAGAGAAAGCAUGUAUUUUUCUUUUGAGUAGAGGACACAACACAACGCUGAGACCCGAGCUGAGACACCGGUGAUGCUGCCAUGAAAAAGAUCUAUUUCACUGCUCUCAAACAAACCAUGCUAUCAGGGCGAGUUUGUAAAAACAUGCAUAACGCAACAGAUAUUGAUGCUUUUUGACCUUUCAAUGUAUUUUGCACCAGAAGCUUUCAUUAAAAUUGACUUUAUGUUGAGACGGUACCAUUGGCUUUGUGAAAAUAGAGACAUGUAUAGACAUUAUGAAUGCUCUGCGCCUCAACAAAGAACCAUUUGCAGGUUUGCUGAAGGAAGGUAAAACUAAACGGCGUCGAGUUGAACGGUAAUUUCCUCCAGCAUCUCCUAAUGGAAAAACAUUAAAAGCUGUGAAAUGAAAAGUCAUUGGUGUUGCUCAGAGGUACAUACAGUAUAUUAGCCCAGUAAUGUGUGAGUAAAUCUCUCCCUUCUAUUGUUGUCACUGUACAUAGAAGAAAAAAAAACAAUGUUUCCUGCAUUUUAAUGGAUUUGGUUGUAAAUAUAUUGAUGCUCAUUUCCACAUGCGCCUGCCAAGCUGUCUCUUGUCAUUCUUAACCGCUGUGCUCAUGCCAGGACUUUUCGGGGUGUAUCGUUUGGUUUCAUUUCAAUGUAACAGCUAGUCAAGCUCACACAGCGUCCUAGCCCAUAUUUUCCAUUUUUAUGUUGAUUUCGGAGCGUCCACGUGAACAUGUUGCAUCUGCUCUUCACCUUUCAGCUAAAGAGAGCCCAGAUUAGAGUCAGACUGGACGUUUUUGACAUGACUGAUUACCAGCUUCACCCCCACAAGAGAAACUAUUUGGGUUAAUCGGCACCCUGAUUCCCCCCGUCAGCGAGGAUCUCUUCUUUCUUCUCUCUUUUUCCCAGCUGAUGACUUUACACACUGAUGCUGACUGCACACAUGAUCCUUAUUGCUUUUAAAGAACUAUGGGAGACUCUUAUUGGGGACAUCUGCGUGGAGACCAACAGCUGGAGGCGUGAAGUGAAGAAAUACAAGCUGGUGGGACUCAUCUGGACACGUGUGUGUGUGUGUGUGUGUGUGUGUUUUUCCUAUUUUAAAAUAUGAUGCUUUAUUCAAAAUGAGCAAAUGAACAACAUGAUGCAGCCAAGUUCUGUUUUAUGAUAUGGCCUCAAAUUACAGUGCAACUCUUUUACAUAUCAAUGAUUCUACUUCUCUACGAUCAUUUUUAUUGAGCAUAACUCAAAUCAACGUGUCUCUGCCCUCAACAGUCCUGCUGACCUCGCAUGCGGCCUUUUUGUGGAAAUGUGUUAUAAUUACUUCAAAUACCAUCAAUGAAAGUAAACAAUAGAAAUAGAGCAGAAUACAAGACAUGACAAGAGUGUCAAUAGAAAACAGUAUGAAAUUGCGUAUAUUUCAUUAUGAUUACAAAACAAAAGGUUAUAAAUUUGCCUUUAAAUUUGAGACUCCGUUUCCAUGGCAACAUUUCAAAAAUGCAGGAAAGUUUCACGGUUACAUGUUUUUAUGUUUUGAAAGCGACGGUCUGUUUCAACAGCAAUGGCAGGAGAGCAGAAAACGCUGUUAAUGAGCAUGUCGGACCGCUCUGUCAUGUUUGAUUUUCUAACCAUAUCUCAGUAAUAUUAUUCUCCACGCCACUGAUGUGCUGAAAGCCACUUUGCAUCCACUGUAAUUUGCAGGCUGUAUUUUAAAGUGUUCCUC
Messenger RNA from Salarias fasciatus (jewelled blenny), 5474 nucleotides. Its product is annotated as galanin receptor type 1. Bases 312 to 1364 code for a protein of 350 amino acids. The transcript is spliced from 3 exons. NCBI's taxonomy places the organism in Eukaryota, Metazoa, Chordata, Actinopteri, Blenniiformes, Blenniidae. Gene Ontology annotation, biological process: negative regulation of adenylate cyclase activity; G protein-coupled receptor signaling pathway; positive regulation of cytosolic calcium ion concentration. Gene Ontology annotation, cellular component: plasma membrane. The record is from RefSeq and is a predicted model, not a curated record. Gene Ontology annotation, molecular function: galanin receptor activity.